Molecule: messenger RNA, 1419 nt
Organism: Closterium sp. NIES-65
Lineage: Eukaryota; Viridiplantae; Streptophyta; Zygnematophyceae; Desmidiales; Closteriaceae
Source: the annotation of a GenBank genome assembly
AUGCCGCGCCUAUACCACCGUACGCAGCUUGGUCUGCCGAUCAAGAGAGCGAUUUGCGAGCACCACGUCGAAAACCCUCAUCUGCACCAUGUUGACCUCGCCCGGUGGUGCUUCACCAGGUUCGGAAUCCGCCCCGACCGCUGCAUUAUUGGUCGCGUUCUUAAGGGCGCCGACCGUUGGGUGCGCCCUGAUGCCGACGCCGACAAAAUUCGCGUCCGUGGGGGAGCUUACCCGGUGCUCGAGCGCGCCAUCAGCUGGGUUUGUCGCGCGCUGCGCCGCCGUCAGGACGUUUGGUGCAUGAGCGCGGUCGGCAAGGCGGCCGACCAGGAUAUGAAUGCUCUGCGAACGACCAAAGAGAAGCUGCCGCGGCUGUUGAUGCACCUGGCCGUGACUCCCGCCAACACUUUUAAUUUCGAUGAAACGGCGCUGCACAUUUCGAUCCUGGCGCGGAAGACCUACGGGAGCGUGCGCACGGCCGGCCGCAAAAUCGCCAAGCAGCGCUUGACCGUCGGCUUCCUUGUCAACGACGACGGUACCCGAGUCUUCAAGCCCCUAGUCAUCUCUAAGUCUAAGCGACCCCACGACUUCCGCCCCGAUUACAACCCCGAGGAGUACUGCUACUGGCACCACAAUGCCAAGGGGUGGAUGACUAGCAAUUUGCUCAAACAUUUCAUCAAGCAACUCGACACUGCUAUGUACGUCGAGGGCAAGAAGAUAGUGGUGCUUCUGGACAAUGCAAGCAACCGCACCCUCAAGACCGAAGGCGCAACCAGGGAGGACAUGUUCGGCUUUUGCACGGUGGCGCUCGGAAACGUUCGGCUCGAGUACCUGCCGCCGAACACGACCUACUUCACCCAGCCCCUUGACCAGGGGCUUAUUUCCAUGGCGAAGGCGCGGUACCGCCAGCACUGGCUCCGCGCCUUCACCGGCAUGUGGACGGCCGAUGGUGCCACAUCUGCGGUGGCUCGCUUCAAGCCCAACAUGCGGGCUGUGGUUGAGUGGUUGAACGACGCGUGGAUGAACCUUCCCCCGCGCGCCAUUCAGCGCUGUUGGUGGCACACAGGAUGCCUCCCGCGCGUCUGGGCCCUCUCACUCCCUCACGUGGAAACCGGCCCCCGCAACAACGGUGGCACGGUGGUUGAUGGAGCGGAUGGGACCGAGAUCGGCCUGGAUGAGGAGGUUAACGACGUUGGCCUCCUCAUCGACUGGCUCUGCCUCGGUCCAAGCGCGAUGGCAGCCGAGGCUUUUGUAGGGAUUGAUGACAAUCAGCCCACGUGCGCCGAACCCAGCGAGGAUCCGCUUGCGAGGGAGCCGUUGCCCCGCGAUGCUGCUACGGCCCGCCGCCAGGAGCUCAUUGAGGCCGGUGCACCCGCCGUCAUGAGCGGGUACCUGGUUGCCGCAGAGUGGAUGCGGGUGUGA